AUGAAUAAUGAUGCGGGCGCCACGAACACCGGCCAGCCUCACCCACGACUCUAUCUUGAUACAGUCGUUUACGAGGUGAAUGAUACUCUCUUUCGUGUGCCUCCGCGGUACUUCGACGAAAAGUCGGCCCCAUUGAGCCCAUUGAGAGCAGCAGCACAGAUAUCUAUCGGUCGUGAAGGAGGUGAAGGAUCAUCGGAUGAGAAUCCCAUAUCACUCCCAUUACCUGACUACGCGACGGCCGAUGAUUUUACGCUUGUACUCAAAGUCGUCAUUGCCCUUGACAUUGAUCUACCACCGCCCAUGACUUAUACCGUUGACCAAUGGCUCACCGUUUGCAAACUUUCCACCUUUUGGAUGCUUUCCGAUAUUCGUGCCUUGGCUAUCCAACGUAUAUCUCAGGCCAAUUAUGAUCUACCGACAGCGCUACCGCAAUGGAUACGCUUUCUUGAAUUCUGUAGAAACAAUGACGACUUCUCCGAUUUCCGGGAUGACCUCAUUCGCCACAUAGAUCGCUACCCAUUUACGGUCGCCGAAUGGAUGCCUCUCCUCGAGUUUACUUUGGAUGAACACGAGAAUUCAAACAUUCGAACCACAGUCAUAUCGAGGAUAUCAGAAGUCCCGCCCCCAUACACAAUCGAACAAUGGAUUCCAGUCUUGGAAUUCACUAUGAAAGAGCCCGGUUUCUCUAGCCUCAAAGAGAUCGCCAUCUCGCACUUAUCGGGCCUGAUGGAAGGACAUGAUAUGACGAAAGUCAAGCUUGGUCAGAAGUACCACGUUGAAAAAUGGUUUUUUGGGGGGCUCACGGUUUUAGCCAAUCAAAAACGCUUAUCAUCCUUGGAAGAAGUAGAAGGUCUCGGUUCAAAAAUUGCUUUGCGCCUGCUGUGGUUGAGAGAUUCUUCCCGCACCGGCGUGAAAGGAAGAAUAUCCAUACGCCAGUCUCAGAUUGAAGGUCAAUUUCGGGAAGAGUUUCUGUCGAACUGA
Molecule: messenger RNA, 981 nt
Organism: Marasmius oreades (fairy-ring Marasmius)
Lineage: Eukaryota; Fungi; Basidiomycota; Agaricomycetes; Agaricales; Marasmiaceae
Exons: 3
Coding region: 1-981 (326 amino acids)
Source: RefSeq, a predicted model, not a curated record